This is a messenger RNA of Lolium rigidum, 1619 nucleotides long. Its product is annotated as protein PEP-RELATED DEVELOPMENT ARRESTED 1 homolog, chloroplastic-like. Bases 1 to 1116 code for a protein of 371 amino acids. Lineage: Eukaryota; Viridiplantae; Streptophyta; Magnoliopsida; Poales; Poaceae. Gene Ontology annotation, biological process: regulation of DNA-templated transcription. Gene Ontology annotation, cellular component: chloroplast nucleoid. The record is from RefSeq and is a predicted model, not a curated record. The transcript is spliced from 9 exons.
AUGGCGACUCUCUCCGUUCCCCGCAGCCCGCCCUCCGCCUGCUCGCCCCGCAGGCCCGCCGCCUCCAACCCCAACCCGCGGCUCCCCUCCCGCUCCACCCUCGCCGUCUGCCUCGCCACGAAGCCCAAGGUGCCCCUCCCCAUCGCCUCGCCGUCCCCGCUCGGGAACGACCCCGCCAAGUGGGACCCCGCCGAGUGCGACGCCCUCCUCCGCGGCGGCGAGCAGGUCGCCUCCGUGCUCCAGGAGAUGCUCAAGCUGAUGGAAGACAUGGAGAUGGAUGGCGAAUUUGCAGCGGUGGCCGUGGAGCUUGUGGCGCAGGGAGUCAUUGGGAACAGGGUUGAUGAGAUGGAGUCUGGCUUUCUUAUGGCACUCGAUUACAUGAUACAGCUCGCACAGAAGGAUGGUGAUGAUGAGCGUCACUCUCUUCUUGAAGUAGUCAAGCAGACAGUGCUUGACCAUCUCACGAAAAAAUGCCCUCCACAUGUUCAAGUGGUUGGACUUCUUUGCCAGACUGAAAAGAAGGAGAGCAGACAUGAAUUACUACGUCGUGUAGCUGCUGGUGGAGGUGUGUUUGAAAAUGAUAAAGGCCUGAAGGUUCAAAUUCCAGGAGCAAAUCUCAAUGACAUAGCAAAUCAGGCGGAUGAUCUGCUGGAGACAAUGGAAACCAGAUCCAAAGUUCCCGAUCGAAAACUUCUGGCCAGACUAGUUAUAGUAAGAGAGGAAGCUCGAAAUAUGAUGGGAGGUGGCCUUUUAGACGAAAGAAAUGAUCGUGGUCUCAAUACCCUUCCUCAAGCAGAGGUGAACUUCUUGAGCAAACUGGUUGCUCUGAAACCAGGGAAAGCAGUGGAGACGAUGAUUAGAGAUGUUAUGCUUGGCAAAGGGGAAGGUGCCGAUAGCACUGAACCAAAUUCGGACCUGGAACCUCCAACUGGGACAGCUGAAAAGGAAAAUGUAACAGGCCGCAAGCCACACCCUGUCCGGCCAGGAAUGUUCCUUGAGACAGUUUCUAAGGUUCUUGGUGGCAUAUAUGCAAGUAACACAUCGGGCAUUACAGCACAACAUUUAGAAUGGGUACAUGAAACAACAUUGAGAAUUCUUCAGGAGAUAGCCUUCUAAUUAAUGUUGCAUGCGAUCACUUGCACAUAUACGGAAAAUGUAUACAAGCUGCUAUCGACAUAUUAUUCUCGUUACGGAGCUUGUUCAUGGGGUGGGUCAGAAAUUAUCUAGCUGAGAAAUGAAGCAGAAGAAAUACAGUGACCGGGGCGCCUGAAGGCCAACUAUUUACUUGCAGAAGAGUACCAUGGUAUGAUCAUGCGCAGGCUGCAUUCUGGGAGUAACUUGGAAGACUUGAAGAUGAGCACAAUGGAACGGUUAGUUAGAAUGAUGCUAGUAAGUAGCGAUAGCUUUCUUCAAGUAGUAGUGCGGACUGUCAUGUGGCUGCACUAGCCAAAGUGAACAUACUACUACCGGACCGAAAAGGGUUUUGCAAGGUUCUUAGAUAGUGUAGCCUACCUUGGAGCUUGCAACUCGCUAGACACUUUAGAAUGUGUAUUCAGGUGUAGUGAUGGAUAUGUUCCUUUGUAGCCGGUUACUUGACUGACUUCAUAUUUGUGCACUUA